Molecule: messenger RNA, 1401 nt
Organism: Trypanosoma grayi
Lineage: Eukaryota; Euglenozoa; Kinetoplastea; Trypanosomatida; Trypanosomatidae
Product: putative tRNA isopentenyltransferase
Exons: 1
Coding region: 1-1401 (466 amino acids)
Biological process (GO): tRNA modification
Cellular component (GO): mitochondrion
Molecular function (GO): tRNA dimethylallyltransferase activity
Source: RefSeq, a predicted model, not a curated record
AUGGCUACCGAAGUCGGCUGUUGUAACGAGCCCAUAUUUUUUGUUUUAGGUGCCACAGGGAGUGGAAAGUCCCUCGCCGCGGUGAAAGUUGCACAGACACUACAGCAUCAUUCUGGAUAUGAGCGUGUUAUAGUUGUGAACUGUGAUGUUAUGCAGUUUUACGCCGAUCUUCCGAUUGCAACAAAUAAGAUCUCUUCGGCUGAAAUGGAGGGCAUUCCUCAUUUUUUCAUGGGCUUUCUUUCUCCAAAGGGGGUGAAGAUCAGAGACCCUACAGUGGCCUAUAAGGGGUGUGACAGAGAGAAAUGUGGUGCCACAGCUGAGAGAGGAAAACAAGAGUUGUACAAUGUUCACUCAUACGUGCGCGAUGCUGUGGAUUUCAUUAGAAAUUUUUUCCAGGAAAAUCCCUUCGGUGCCGUUGUUGUUUGCGGUGGGACGUGCUACUACGCCCAGGCGCUUAUGUUUGACAACGUCUUAACUGAAGAGGAUCUUGACGAUUCUCUUUUUCCGGAUUCUAGUGUGGCCUCUUCCUCGUGUGUAGAAAAUCGCGAAGGUGAUGGGCUUUGGAAAGAGCUUGCCCAAGUUGAUCCUGUCGUUGCGGUUCGAUAUCACCCUAACGAUAAAAGACGUAUUAGUCGACUUAUUGAGAUUUAUAAAAAAACAGGACGGCCACCGUCAGAAAUAUAUGCUACAAGGCCCAGUCCUUGUUUUCGCUUCAGUCCGGCGAGGUGCUUCGUUUUGUGGCCAUGUGUCACGUUUGAAAAACUUAGGACGAUGUUGGACAAAAGAGUGGAUAAAAUGGUCGAAAGGGGUAUUGUUCAAGAAUUUAUUGAGUUUGCUCAAACACAAGUAAAAAGUGACCUUGAUGUUGGGUUGGCCAAGGCUAUUGGGUUCAAAGAGUUUCUCCCUGCAUUUGACGUUAUAAACGGUGAGUUCCGGUUAAAAGAGGACGUAGAAUUAAAAAAAUCUAUUGAAUUACUGAAAACGAACACAAAAAGAUAUGCCCGACAGCAAAUUCAGUGGAUAAAAAACCGUUUUCUUGGUCAGCUUCGAGACGUUUUCACGUCCACACAAGGCACUCGCCAGUUUGUAUGCGUUGAUGCUUCAAAUACAGAGUCAGAGUUUAUUGAAACUGUUGAGAGUGCAACGAAGCUUUUGGUAACCUUCAAUUUGCAACAAGGUAAGAAUUUAACCUUUCCGCUAAAUCAAAUCCGGGAGCCGUUGGUAUCCGUCAAACAAGAAUGGUGCCACUUAUGUGAGAUGUUUGUGUGUGGAGGUGAAAAAAUGAGGUUGCAUUUAGCAUCAAAGCGUCAUCGAGGUGCUGUGAAACACGUUGCGUUAGUAAAAGAACAGCAGGAAAAGUAUGGCCGUGUGAUUCCACCGAAAAGACGCCGUUUAUCUUGA